Messenger RNA from Abrus precatorius (Indian licorice), 1673 nucleotides. RefSeq names its product E3 ubiquitin-protein ligase SIS3. Gene Ontology annotation, biological process: sugar mediated signaling pathway. NCBI's taxonomy places the organism in Eukaryota, Viridiplantae, Streptophyta, Magnoliopsida, Fabales, Fabaceae. The coding region runs from base 233 to 1375 and encodes 380 amino acids. Gene Ontology annotation, molecular function: ubiquitin-protein transferase activity. The record is from RefSeq and is a predicted model, not a curated record. The transcript is spliced from 10 exons.
CCUCACACCCACAUUUGCUUAGCGUUACUGUGUUCUUUUUCUAAUCCUACUUCGUCCUUGUUCCUUCACUUCACUCUACCUUUUUUUCCUUUUUCGUAAUUCUAUUUUCUUAUGAAACAUUUCACUCCGAUUCCCCUCUCUCUCUCCGAUUCAUGCAUUUUCCUCUUUCUUAACGACGAUCCUGCGACAUAACACCGCUUCUUUCUCCUAGGGUUUCCCUGAAUCUAAUCCCAUGGCUAUCAAAGGCGUCGAUUUCAAGUGGUACGAUGGGUUUUUCUUGUCCAUGCUCGCCACCAGCGUAGUUAUUGUGGCAAUUAAUUGGAAACGGUACCAUUCUUGUACUCACCCGUUGCACAUAUGGAUCGUGGUUGACUACACUACUGUGUUUGUUUUCCGGCUCUUAAUGUUUGUUGAUAAUGGGCUAGCUGCGGGAAUGGGUUUAGAUUUUGGGUGGCAGCAGAGAUAUGCUCGAUUCUGUGGAAGAGUAGUUGUCCUUUCAAUCCUUGCAUUGCUUCUCUAUCCAUUUCUUUGGGCUUGGACAAUAAUUGGUACCCUGUGGUUCAGCAGUGCCAAGAAUUGUUUGCCUGAAGAGGGUCAGAAAUGGGGCUUCCUCAUCUGGUUACUUUUUAGCUACUGUGGACUCCUCUGCAUUGCUUGCAUGUCCUUGGGGAAGUGGUUGACACGAAGACAAGCACACUUAUUGCGUGCUCAACAGGGUAUCCCUGUAUCCGAAUAUGGAGUUCUGGUUGAUAUGAUCCGAGUGCCUGAUUGGGCAUUUGAAGCUGCUGGUCAAGAAACAAGGGGCAUGGGCCAAGACGCUGCUGCAUAUCAUCCAGGACUUUAUCUAACUCCAGCUCAGAGAGAAGCCGUUGAAGCUUUAAUUCAGGAACUCCCAAAGUUCAGGUUAAAGGCUGUUCCCACUGAUUGCAGUGAAUGCCCCAUCUGCUUAGAAGAGUUCCACGUAGGGAAUGAGGUCCGUGGCCUGCCUUGUGCUCAUAAUUUUCAUGUUGAAUGCAUUGAUGAGUGGCUUAGGCUGAAUGUGAAAUGUCCUCGGUGCCGUUGCUCGGUAUUUCCAAACCUUGAUCUUAGUGCUCUGUCCAAUCUCCGUGCUGAGCCCGAAAGAUCUUCUGCCAGUGUUGUGACAACAACCAGAUAUGUGAGAGGCCAACCAUCUAGUCAAAGUUACCGGUUAAGAUUACAGGGUCUUCUCCGUCCAGUCCGGUCUGAAAUUUCAGGGCCAGUUGGCGACACUGAUAAUGCUCUGGAAAAUGCUGAGAACGGUGCUGUACCAAUUUUGACUCAAAAUGCAUCAUAUGGAGGCCAUGACUUGUCUGUCGAACGCAUGCCUGUUAGUCUUUCCUCUGCGCAAAGUUAGAUUGCACUAUUUCUGAACUUGUUAUAUUUCUAACCCAUUCUAGAGAAGGUGAAGAGUGCAUAUCCAUAUCUGGCCAUGGUGCCCCAUUCUAACAAGAAAUUUUCAUGAUUGAUCCAUAAAGAAAUGGGUCAGUUUCUUGUCGGUGGUGGCAUCUUGGGUAGUAGGACUUGGAAGAUCUAAGUAUACCUUUUUGUUUAACUAACGUAGAUUAGAGCUGCAAAUUUGUAAUUGUCUUCUAUGUUAACAAAUUGUAAAGAGAGUUUAAAAUUCUAAUUAUAUGUUGAAUUCUGCUUUUACC